GGAACUGAGCACAGAAAGAGGGGGAGGUGAGAAAAAGGGGGCCCUGCCUUGCCCAGCCCUCCUCCCGCCCUGGUAGCCGCUUCGGGCUGGCGGCUGGGUGUCGCUCUUGGGGCACGCCUUCCGCCGAGGAGAACAAAACAAGCCCCGCUUCCGAGGCUUGAGCCAGGCCAGCUCGAGUGGGAGACGAGCGCGACAGGCGGGAAAGACAGACGCCAGAACAACCCCCGCCACCAACUCCACAUUCGCAGCGUUCGCCAGGAUGCCAAACUGGGGUGGAGGAAAGAAGUGUGGUGUGUGCCAGAAAACAGUGUACUUUGCUGAGGAAGUGCAAUGCGAAGGGAACAGUUUCCACAAGUCCUGUUUCUUGUGCAUGGUUUGUAAGAAGAACCUGGACAGCACCACAGUGGCUGUGCAUGGAGAGGAGAUCUACUGCAAGUCAUGUUAUGGGAAGAAGUAUGGCCCAAAAGGCUAUGGAUACGGACAGGGAGCCGGGACUUUGAGUAUGGACAAGGGGGAAGCACUGGGGAUCAAACAUGAAGGGGCUCAGCCCCAUCAGCCCACCAACAAUCCCAAUGCAUCAAAAAUGGCACAGAAGGUGGGAGGUGCUGAUGGUUGUCCUCGCUGCGGACAAGCUGUCUAUGCUGCCGAGAAGGUGGUUGGAGCAGGAAAGUCAUGGCACAAAUCCUGUUUCCGAUGUGCAAAGUGUGGCAAAAGCCUAGAGUCCACAACUUUGGCUGACAAGGAUGGUGAAAUCUACUGCAAAGGCUGCUAUGCCAAGAACUUUGGACCCAAAGGGUUUGGCUUUGGGCAGGGAGCUGGAGCACUGGUCCAUUCCCAGUGAAGAGCUGGCCAUGGAUAUUCUUUUUCCAGCACUGAAUGCUUCACCCAUGCUG
Molecule: messenger RNA, 893 nt
Organism: Pogona vitticeps (central bearded dragon)
Lineage: Eukaryota; Metazoa; Chordata; Lepidosauria; Squamata; Agamidae
Gene: CSRP1
Product: cysteine and glycine rich protein 1
Biological process (GO): sarcomere organization; muscle tissue development
Cellular component (GO): Z disc; nucleus; cytoplasm
Molecular function (GO): structural constituent of muscle; actinin binding
Source: RefSeq, a predicted model, not a curated record